AUGUUUUGGCUGCAGAUCUUCGGCCGGCUGGCUGGCGCCUCGGCUGUGGGGAGCGCACUGUGCAGCCCGUGGCCUUCUGCUGCUGCUGCAGCGAAGCAAAUAAUAUCAAAAGAAGAAAAGAAAAGUGGAGAAAAGAGAAAAAGAAAUUGGAGUGUGAAGGAGUGGCUGCAGCUGUCGACUCCUUCUUUGCUGCUGCGGCGGCCGCCGCGGGCUGCAGCAAAAGGCGCGCAGCAGCAGCAGCCCUGGGAGCUGCUGUUUGCUGCAGAUGCACAGAAAGCUGCGCAGCAGCAAGGCCUCACUUUGCUGCAGUUCGGCCAGCUGCUGCAGCAGCAAACUUUCUCAUGGCCCACAACUCUCAACACUGGCCAGGCUCCGCUGACCGCUCGUUUCGUGCCUGGGCUAAUAGAGUGGGAGCAGUUUCUGUACUUUCUAGAAGAGGCCCCGAGGGAGGGGCUGGGGGGGAGCGUGGACUGA
Molecule: messenger RNA, 474 nt
Organism: Eimeria necatrix
Lineage: Eukaryota; Apicomplexa; Conoidasida; Eucoccidiorida; Eimeriidae
Exons: 2
Coding region: 1-474 (157 amino acids)
Source: RefSeq, a predicted model, not a curated record